Messenger RNA from Aspergillus ibericus CBS 121593, 252 nucleotides. RefSeq lists its product as uncharacterized. Bases 1 to 252 code for a protein of 83 amino acids. NCBI's taxonomy places the organism in Eukaryota, Fungi, Ascomycota, Eurotiomycetes, Eurotiales, Aspergillaceae. The record is from RefSeq and is a predicted model, not a curated record. The transcript has 2 exons.
AUGGCCGGUGAUACCCACAAGGCCGGGAUCGUGGGCGUGGUGGUGGGGGCCGUGCUGUUGUUUGCGGCCAUGAGUAUGGUCCCAUUCAUUGUGAUGUGGCACCAUCGUCGACGGACAAUCGCCCGACGGGACAGCGAACUCCGCAACCUCACCCAGGGCGGCAUUAUGCGGCAGGUGUCAGUGGAGCGAUGGCUCGAAGAGCAGACACACGCGGACCACAGCGACCGCCAGUAUGCUCAGGAAUCCUGGUAA